AUCGUAGCGUUUGAUUUGAAUUCUAAAGAGUCUUGUUAGGCCAAGAGAAGGCCGUCAUUGUAUGUAAAUAGUUAUAUAAGAGCAUAUGACUGCUACAGUGCAGGGCAGUGGCUAGUGUCAGGGAAUUCAUUUGCAAUUUUCAAAGGCAUGGUGUUCUAGUAAACCAAGCCAUUGAGUAAAAAAGCUUACUAUACUGAUUGUAAUCCACCCUUUUCUCGACGUGUUGGGGCACCACUUCAACAGAAGACCUGGAACCGAAAAUGAAUUGGGCGUCCUUUUAUGCCGUUAUAAGCGGUGUAAAUAGGCACUCCACAGGUAUUGGCCGCAUUUGGCUCUCCGUCCUCUUCCUCUUCCGCCUCUUGGUGCUGGUCGUGGCGGCAGAGAGCGCCUGGGGAGAUGAGAAGUCCGGCUUCACCUGCAACACUGAGCAGCCGGGCUGCAACAGCGUCUGCUAUGACCACUUCUUCCCCAUCUCCCACAUCCGGCUGUGGGCCCUGCAGCUCAUCCUGGUGUCGACCCCCGCCCUUCUGGUGGCCAUGCAUGUGGCCCACCGCCGUCACAUCGACAAGAAGAUGCUUAAGAUCUCUGGACGGGGAAGUCCCAAAGAUCUGGAACAGAUCAAGAACCAGAAGUUCAAGAUCACCGGGGCCCUCUGGUGGACAUACAUGAUUAGCUUGUUCUUUCGUGUGUUCUUCGAAGCCGCUUUCAUGUACAUAUUCUACAUGAUCUACCCAGGCUAUAAGAUGUUCCGACUGGUCAAGUGCGACUCCUACCCCUGUCCUAACACGGUGGACUGCUUCGUGUCCCGACCUACAGAGAAGACUAUCUUCACAGUCUUCAUGCUUGCCGUGUCAGGGGUGUGCAUCCUGCUCAACAUCGCAGAGGGAAUAUUCUUGGUAGGGAGAGCCUGCAGUCGGCAUUUUCGCGAUGCUCAGGAUUCACCCAUCGGAGCUUUGUUCAUGCAAAAGCUUUUCUCAUAUUAGACAAUUAGUCCAUCUGACUAACCAAGUUUAACUUCCAUUUUUCAUUAGUCAAAACUGAAAAUAUAGAUAAUAUCAAUCUUAUUCAUUAUUUUUGCCUCACUGGAGCAUGGUGAAAAUUUGCAUUACCAUGGAUUUUUUACAACAAACUGUGGAUGAUAAUUUAUGUAGUAGAGCAUUAAUAGAUGCGCAAGUAUUUUAAGACUUACAAUAGCCAUUUCCUUCAAAGGAAACAGGCAGCAGUGCUAAGGACAUUUUCCCCUGGACAUCGUGGGGAAUAUUGAAUUAAAUGGCACUUGAUAAUAAUUUUGGAAGAAGCUACAGAAGUACAUAAAUGGUGAACAAAAUGAACAACUCAUUCACUGUAAUAGUUUGUGUGGCAUGACUGGACAUUAAAUCUGUUAAUUAGAGGAGAAACAAACAAACACAAUGGUGACUAACAGCAAAAGUGGUGGAGUCAGUGGCAUUAAUGCCAGACUUAAAAGUAAAAGUUUUGGACAGUUAACCAAGUUUUGAACGCAAAAUAUUCUACACACUUAUCAGGCAUCUUCUCUCCCACAUUAAACAUUUCACGCUUCCAACUCAUUCCCAUCGUUAGCUAAUUCAUUGCUUGAAUACAUCAUCUCAAGCUUUAACAUAUAUUUACAUAUAUACACACACACUUUUAUCCUAAUAGUGGAAAAUUCCAAAUAAAAAGCAGAAGGUACUUCAGAGGUUAAUAUAUCUAUUAUAAUGUUCAUUUGUCAGUUUCUAACAUGCAGCUAAAAAUAAUGGUUUGUGUGUAUUUGUCCAAUAUUUUAAAACAUGAAAUGGUGCAACUGCAAUAUGUACUGAUUCUUUUACACUGAUGGUCUUGAUAGUUGAGAUUACCAAUUAUGUCUGUGACUUUGAUCUCAAAUAUAUUUCAAAUAAUGUCUUUGCAAUGUUUAGGAUGAAAUAUUUAUAUGAAAGGGGAGGGGAGAGUUAAACUGCAUUACUAUAUGAACUAUAUUUUCAGUAAUAUAUAACUUGCUACGGUGCAGAACGUUUGGAGAAAUACAUAUUAUGGCACAGAAACGUAAAGAUAUCUAUUAUACGUUUGUCUUCACCAUGUAAUCUAUAGCUCAUAUACCCCAAAAUAGCAGGAAAAUAGCUGACAGAAAAAUCAUACCUUUUAUUCAACAGAUUUCAGGACUAUUAUUAUUAUUAUGUUUGUGUCACUUCAGAGUUCUAUAUUGAGUUAAAUAUUAUAUAUUUAAAGCAUUUUUGACCAAAAAUCAACAAACGUAUGUUUUAUAUAUUUUGACUGCAGUCAGAUGACCAAUUGAUAAACAAGCAAUAUUAUAUUAUAGUGAUAACAUUUGAAGGGGUUUAUAUAAGUUACUCUGGAUUUUUGGAUAUAAGUUACCUUUACAAUGGCUAAAGUGUGGUUUACCAAAAAAUCUUUGUGAACUGUACUGGUAUGGUCGGGAACAAAUACACUGUCAGAGCAUA
Messenger RNA from Paramormyrops kingsleyae, 2453 nucleotides. RefSeq names its product gap junction protein beta 1a (gene gjb1a). The record is from RefSeq and is a predicted model, not a curated record. Gene Ontology annotation, biological process: cell-cell signaling. NCBI's taxonomy places the organism in Eukaryota, Metazoa, Chordata, Actinopteri, Osteoglossiformes, Mormyridae. Gene Ontology annotation, molecular function: gap junction channel activity. Gene Ontology annotation, cellular component: connexin complex.